UGGGCUGCGGCUGCGGCUGCUGCACUUCCAGCUUUUGAGGCCAGGAGGCCGAGGCCUGGGCCAAGCCCGGAGCCGCCGCUCGUCGGAGCCUCCUGGAGCCCCCGCGCAGGCUCAGCCUGGGGGCGGGCUCAGGCCCGGCCCGCCGCGGAACCCAGGACAGAGGCUGCAUGCCCGAGGACCAGGCCGGCGCAGCCAUGGAGGAGGCAUCUCCUUAUUCCUUACUUGAUAUCUGCUUGAAUUUCCUGACUACUCACCUUGAGAAGUUCUGCUCAGCAAGACAAGAUGGAACAUUGUGUCUGCAGGAACCUGGCGUAUUCCCACAGGAGGUGGCUGAUCGGCUACUUCAGACCAUGGCUUUUCAUGGUCUCCUGAAUGAUGCAACUGUAGGUAUUUUUAGGGGCAACCAGAUGCGCUUAAAACGAGCUUGCAUUCGCAAAGCCAAAAUCUCUGCUGUUGCUUUCCGGAAAGCCUUCUGCCACCACAAGUUAGUGGAACUUGAUGCCACAGGUGUGAAUGCUGACAUCACGAUUACAGACAUCAUCAGUGGGCUUGGCAGUAACAAAUGGAUCCAGCAAAAUCUCCAGUGCCUCGUGCUGAACUCAUUAACUCUCUCCCUCGAAGAUCCUUAUGAGCGGUGCUUUAGCCGACUUUCUGGCCUUCGAGCAUUAAGUAUCACCAAUGUUCUCUUUUACAAUGAAGACCUGGCUGAAGUUGCCUCAUUGCCAAGAUUAGAGAGCCUGGAUAUUUCUAAUACCUCGAUCACAGACAUCACGGCUCUGCUGGCCUGCAAAGACCGACUCAAGUCUCUAACCAUGCAUCACUUGAAAUGUUUAAAAAUGACAACUACCCAGAUACUGGAUGUUGUUCGAGAACUAAGACAUCUGAAUCAUCUUGAUAUUUCAGAUGAUAAACAAUUUACAUCAGACAUAGCUCUUCGGUUACUAGAACAAAAGGACAUCCUGCCCAACCUCGUCUCCUUGGAUGUUUCUGGGAGGAAGCAUGUGACAGACAAGGCUGUUGAAGCUUUUAUUCAGCAACGGCCCAGCAUGCAGUUUGUAGGUUUGCUGGCCACUGAUGCUGGCUACUCUGAAUUCCUCACAGGCGAAGGACAUUUGAAGGUGUCUGGAGAAGCCAAUGAAACUCAGAUUGCAGAGGCAUUGAAGAGGUACAGUGAACGGGCCUUCUUUGUCCGGGAAGCUCUAUUUCACCUUUUUAGCUUGACUCAUGUGAUGGAAAAAACAAAGCCAGAAAUUUUAAAGCUUGUGGUUACUGGGAUGAGAAACCACCCUAUGAAUUUGCCAGUGCAGCUUGCUGCAAGCGCCUGUGUGUUUAAUUUAACCAAGCAGGAUCUUGCUGCAGGAAUGCCUGUCCGACUCCUGGCUGAUGUGACCCAUUUGCUGCUCAAAGCCAUGGAACAUUUUCCCAACCACCAGCAGUUACAGAAGAAUUGCCUCCUUUCACUUUGCAGUGACCGAAUUCUUCAAGAUGUUCCAUUCAACAGGUUUGAAGCAGCCAAGCUUGUCAUGCAGUGGCUCUGCAACCAUGAGGAUCAAAACAUGCAGAGGAUGGCAGUUGCUAUCAUUUCCAUUCUGGCUGCCAAGCUUUCUACGGAACAGACAGCCCAGCUUGGUGCUGAACUCUUCAUCGUCCGGCAACUUCUUCAAAUAGUGAAGCAGAAAACCAAUCAAAAUUCAGUGGACACUACUUUGAAGUUUACUUUGAGUGCACUUUGGAACCUCACAGAUGAAUCUCCAACCACUUGCAGACACUUUAUUGAAAAUCAAGGGUUAGAACUCUUCAUGAGGGUUCUAGAGUCAUUCCCAACCGAGUCAUCCAUUCAACAGAAAGUCCUAGGACUUUUGAACAAUAUAGCUGAAGUACAAGAAUUGCAUUCUGAAUUAAUGUGGAAGGAUUUUAUAGACCACAUCAGUAGUCUUCUACAUAGUGUUGAAGUGGAAGUCAGUUACUUUGCAGCUGGAAUUAUUGCCCACUUAAUAUCUAGAGGUGAACAAGCUUGGACAUUGAGUCGCAGCCAGAGGAAUUCUCUUCUGGAUGAUCUGCAUUCAGCUAUUUUGAAAUGGCCAACUCCAGAGUGUGAGAUGGUAGCAUACAGGUCCUUUAAUCCAUUUUUCCCGUUACUGGGCUGUUUCACAACACCUGGAGUCCAGCUCUGGGCAGUUUGGGCCAUGCAGCAUGUCUGCAGCAAGAAUCCUUCAAGGUACUGCAGCAUGCUGAUUGAGGAAGGAGGGUUGCAGCAUUUAUACAACAUCAAAGAACACGAACAGACUGAUCCCCAUGUCCAGCAGAUUGCUGUGGCCAUUCUGGACAGCUUAGAAAAACACAUUGUACGCCAUGGGAGGCCACCUCCCUGUAAAAAGCAGUCCCAGGCCAGACUAAAUUGAUAGCCAUAGGUAAUUGGAUAAUGGAGUCACAGAAAUUCUUUUUGUGAUAAAUUCACUUGGAAUGGCUUACCCUCUGUGAUGUUUGGGGGGUUUCUCUGAUAAGAGUCAUAAGAUGAGUAUGGGAUUGACAAUGUACAGUACUGCCCAUGUGAACAGUCUCUGAUUUGUCUUGUGAUUUUUAACUUAUUAGGCAAGAAGGGUCUCUUCCUUCAUCAUUGCCUUUUAGGAAGAUUUCCACAUCUUUCAGUGUUUGAACUUACCUGUGCUUAAAAUUCUACAGUUUUAUGAUGAAGUUUGCACGAACCCUUAGGCCAGACUUUUCUGAUUUUUAAAGUCCCUUCCAAUCAAUUUGCAGCUUCAGAUAAGCUGUUAACUUGAUUGCUGGCACUGCUUCAGUUGUAAAUUUUAUACUGCUUCUGUAUAAAAUGCCUUUAUUCUCUGUCUGUGUAUCUUUUAUAAGAUGUCCUUCUUAGUGUGAAAGAAUGGAAAUCUGAGUCCUCCCCUUGUGAAAGCUACUUACUGGCUAGUGCCAGGAUGGCUGGCAGAAAAUACAUUAAAAACUACUAAGGGAGAAUAGAGGUUAGGAACUGGGAAAAGGCCUGCUCUUGAGGUAUUUUUAAACUGGGACUGGCUGAUCUUCUGGAACCCACCUCUCCUAAGACACUGAGCAGUAGCUUGUUCUUUGUAUUAAUUUUUGGAGGCGUGGACUGCUGCUUCCUAUACAGACUGCAGGUUACUCUCUAGAAAUAUUUCUCCAAGCUACCAUGGUGUAAAAUAUUACAGCAUUCUGUGUUAGAGAUUAAUUAACUGUCUGAAUCUCUUUAUGUCAUAUUGUGAAAAAUUCGUCUCUUGCUAAAACCGACCAUUCUUUUCUCUCUAUUUCAAAGUCAUUUUGUUCAGUGGAAUAGAGACCAUAUGUGGUGUUACCUGGUCACUUAAAAUAAUAAUUAACAACAGUAAAUUUUGCCACAAGAAGUUAAUUUUCUUUUGUUUCAAAAUACAUGUAUCUUACUGUUUUCAUGUUGGGGAAAGAUAUCCACAUCUCACUGCCAAAAAUAAAUAAGAAGAAUUAGAUGAUUGUUAAAUGUAAUGAUUCUAGUUGCAAUGCAGAAAAGGAAAUAUUUUGUGAUAGGUUAUUUUUUAGACAGUUGUCUUUUCUUUAGGAGAGUUGUUAUAGUAAAGAAUCAGUUAUCAGUAAUGGCAGUUGGGAGGCAGCAAGUCACCAAAAGAGUUAUUUUCCAUUUUAAAUUUUAGGUUGUGAAUAAGGUUAACCUGCAGUCUUAGAUAACUGCAUUUUUUUCAUAGAUGGCCAAAAUGUUUUCAAUAGAGAUUUUAAAUGGUACAUUUAAAUCAUUGUGAUCAUUCAGAAGCAUUUUUAUUUAGAAAGGAGCUGGCUUAUUAGUAUGCUAUUAACAUUUUGACAUACAUGUUUCAUACCACUAUCACAAUAAUCAUACUUGAAUUAUUUGGUACUCCACAGAAAUAAAAACUAAAAGAAAAUAGGUAUUUAGAGUUACUAAAAACCAUUGUAAAUUGUGGGUUAAUUCUGACUCAAGGAAUUUUUAUAGGUGUAAGAUAAAUUUUCACAGAUUAAGUAUUUCAAAGGAAAUGGAAAAUUCUUUUUUAAAUGUCCCCUUUUCCUGGAUUUAAAUAUCUAAGGCAAAAUGUAGAAAAUAGGAAGUCCUACAGUAGCUUAGAAGUUGCUAGCUGGGUGGACCAUUUCCAGGUCUUCUGGCUUAUGUAGUUAAGGAAAAGCCUUUUUGAGAAGUUUGGCUUCAAGUUUCUGUUGUAUCCUAUUCAAAACAAAAGUACAUGCUCCUUGUAGGCUAAUCCUAGGAUUUUUGUCUUUAUAAAUUGUUUUCAAAUAUGGCUAAAAAUGUAUGGAAAACAAUUAACCCCUUCAUUACUCAGAAUAACUUGUUGAAUGAUGAAGACUCAAAUAUAUUUAAAUUGAAAUUUACUAUUUUGAGCACUGGUAAUGGCCAGAUAUUUCUGAGUCUUAAAAGCAAAAUAAUUAGGCACAUCCCAGAUAGAUAAAAUUUUUAGUGCCUUUGUGAUUGGGAUGACUCUUAAAAUUGUGUAUCUAAUUAUGGCACGGAAUUGUCUAUAAGAUCUUAAAUCUGACUACAAUUCAGUAUAUAAUAAAUUGAGGGCUUCCCUGGUGGCUCAGAUGGUAAAGAAUCUGCCUACAAUGCAGGAGACCCGGGUUUGAUCUCUGGGUUGGGAAGAUCCCCUGGAGAAGGAAAUGGCAACCUAUUCCUGUAUUCUUGCCUGAAGAAUUCCAUGGACAGAGCAACCUGGUGGGCUAUAGUCCAUGGGGUUGCAAAGAGUUGGACACGACUGUGCAACUUUCACUCAUUCAUAUAUAAAUUAUGAGGUAUAACUGGCCUGUCUCUUAAGAUAGAAUCUGUUCGGCCUCCUGUUUGCAUUUGUACACUAGAAUGUAAUGAAACUUGGUGCCUUCAAGGGUUACCUCUUCAGUGGGUUAGAGGUGCUGUUUCAAGCACAAUUUAGACUAGGGUUGAACCACUCAUUGCUCAAAUCAUUGGUGCGCUCAGAUAUUGCAAAUUAUCACUACAUAAGUCCACAAACAGCAAGGUUUAAACCUACUAAAGGAAAUGGGAUUAGACUUUUUAGACUGCAAUGAUGCAUGUUGUUAUCAAUGAGUAAAACAAGAGCAGUCUGAAAUUAAAGCAGAAAUAAUUAAGGUAUAUCAUUCUUCCCAUCAAGUAAAUUUUGCUGUUCUCGUUAUACUCUAAAAAAAUCAUUUUGUCCUUUUGCAGUUGAAACAUAAAUCAAGUAGUAAUAAGUUACUUUACUCUCUGGCCAAAUACUCAGUGGCUACUGAUCUUAGUUGAGAAUUUUAAAAAUGAUAUCAGACUCACAGACCCAGGAAUUGACCUUAAAUGUUGCUGCUUCUCACUCCUGGACAGAAAUGCUAUUUGGUGGCACUAGUCAAUUCAAGUGAAUGACCCAGGUGGAGAUGAAUCCCACACGGCAACUGUGGAAAUUUAAUUUCAUAUCUUUGGUUUGCAAGCUUCCAAAGAAUCAGGGAUUCAUGUUUUAAAACACUGGUCCUAAACAUCCAGCCUAGGAAGUUGAUCUUGCUGGUGGGACCUUUUGAGUUGGCCCUUUUUCUCCCCAGUCAAGUCACUUGGCUGUAUUUUAAAUUAUGCAUUGCUCAGGAUAGUAUUGGGCCAUCUUCUAGAUCUUUGGAACACACUUUGAUGAAAACAUAUUUUGUUUCACUGUGUGCUGAAUUAGGGUAGAAUCAAUUAAUAAACCAUGGUUUUGGCUUAGUGCUUUAGAAUGUCUGACAUUGUCCCUCCCCCUGCUCUCCACCCCUUAUGAAACACUGUGCAGCAGUACCCAAGGUUGAAAAAGAGGUCAUGAGUAGCCAGGAAAAUAAACUUCUGUAUUGUAUAUGUUGAAACCUACCCUUCUCCUGCCUUUUAAUAGUAUGUUUACAUUAUUUGGUUAUUGUGCAACUUUUAUCUUGAGAUAAACAGUAUUAAACUGAAGGUAUAAGUUAAAGGCAGUGUCACACUGUCAGCUGAUGUGGGCAGUUUUAUCUGUAUGUUACUUUUUUGGGGACUUUAUAUGGCUAGGGUUUCCAAGUAGUGUUCUGAGACAACUUACAGAGAGAGAGGUUUGCAACUUAUGGUUUCCCUCUGAAAUCUACUGUAGCAUUGGAUAUUGAGUAUUUAAACUUUACCAUUUGCUUUGUAUUGACACAUUUUUCAUUUUUUGUGUUAACUCAUGAACUGUUUAUUUAAGUAAUAAUGCAAAUCCAAGCUUCAUCCAGUGAUGAAAAUAGCAGUAUGAUAGAAGAUUUUGCUGAGUGUGCUUAAAAUGAGUAAUUGCUUUGUCUUUUUUAGUGUUUCAUAGAUUUUGCAUGACAUGUACACUCCUAAUUAUGCAUUCUUUGGUUUCCAAAUCUUAACUGAAGACAUUCAAUGUUCACCCAAGAAAGAGCUUUCUCUGCCUGUUUUUACCCUCCCCCAAUAUUUUUAAUAAAUUAUGGGAAAACCAAUGCUAUUUCUCAUUUUCUGGAUGAAGCAAAGCUCUGCUGGAGAGCACAACCUAAUUGCAUAGCUAGACAGAAUGGCUGUUAAGAAUAUUCAGAAAAUCCAAAUAUAUCAAAUUAUGAGAAAUAAUAAAUAAUUUGUUAAUAAUAUGUGCUUAAUUUUUGAAGUUACUCUGGAAAAUUGUUCAAAUUGGGUUCUUUUAAGCUUAUUUUAAUUAGCUUAGAAGCAAGAAGCUACUUAGCUAAUGAAACCUGUAACAUACUUCAUAAAAGCAGGAAAUUCUUGAGAGCAUUUAAUAACGGGAGGACGUUAUGUCAAGAUUUAUACUCUCAGAUAACCUGUAAGAAUAAAAUUUUAAAUCCCUGACUUUUGUAGAAUUCCCACUGUCAAAUUCUCACUGACUUGUGAGUGUGGAAAAAGGUAUCUUUUGCUUGCAUUCUGGUAGAAGAGUUCAACUCUUUUCAAAAGAUAUGAAAAAUUCAUUGGAAAAUAUGUAUACAUUUCAAAGUCUCCCAGUUAUCUGGACUGAAGGCACUGUUCUCACUGUGGCCAGAUGAAUGGGAGUGUCCUGUACCUGAAUCAUGCUAGAUAUUAAAUCAGGACAUCGUUAGGUAUUAAUGUUGUGUGUACAGAUUUUUGUUUGGGGUUUUUGGUUUUUUUUUUUUUUGCUUAAAUAAAUGUUACAAAUUUUAUGUAAA
Cervus elaphus (red deer) is the source of this 7128-nucleotide messenger RNA. It is a transcript of the gene ZYG11B, whose product is annotated as zyg-11 family member B, cell cycle regulator. The transcript is spliced from 14 exons. The record is from RefSeq and is a predicted model, not a curated record. The coding region runs from base 168 to 2402 and encodes 744 amino acids. Gene Ontology annotation, molecular function: protein binding. Lineage: Eukaryota; Metazoa; Chordata; Mammalia; Artiodactyla; Cervidae. Gene Ontology annotation, cellular component: Cul2-RING ubiquitin ligase complex.